UUAUCGUGAAUAGCUGCCAGCUGAUUUGCUUGGCCUCUUGUUUUUGACUGCGCCCAACUCUCAAAAAUUACAAUUUUAUCCUGAGGUCGCUUUUUAAUACAUACAUUCCCACCUUCUAUACCUCUAACUUUAACUUGGCGUCAGUGCCAAUAUCUCCGGAUGAUAAACCGAAUAAAGCCUUUGUGCUUCUGGAUUUAAUUCCAGCGAGUGACAUUCACUAAUUCUCGAUAUGUCGGCCGAAACAUCCCCACGCGCCGUUCGAUUUUCCCAAAGCGAAGUCGAGUUGGUACAAGACAAGUCCAAACCCCAAAGGCCCGUUACUAUUUCUACCGAUUCCGACGGCUCGGGCUCGUCUGAAGAUUAUACACCCGACCCUCACGAGCUCGAGCGCCAGGACGAAUUGCGGUCACUUCCCCCGAAUGGAGAUGGCAGUGUUACGAGCUCCAUGGCAUCGCUAGCCCCGAAUUCGGUGGCCAACAAUGCUGGGAGACAACGAGGUUCUACGGCCGAAGCGAACGCCCAUAACGUCGCGAAUGGGGUCGGUGGUCGACAACAGCAGCAGCAACAACAACAACAAAGACCCCAUGUGACGCGCACGCCUUCUAGCACUUAUGCUCCUCAAAGAGGUCCUCCACAACAGCCCAGCUUCAUUACUACUUCAACACGGUCUGGAUCACGCCGACGAGAUCCUGCCGACAAAUUCCGCGACCAGGAGCCUGCCUACCUGCGCAUGAUACGUCAAGACCGCACUCCCAGUGGAUAUUUUGAUCCCUACACACCCAGCGUUGAUUACUCUGACGAAGAGUCCGAGGGCGAGACUCCUUCCUCGGAAGGCGUCUUCGACGACCGCUUCCCCCACGACGAGACGAUAAUGUUUCAGAAUUUGAUCGACGACACGCAACCUACCGAAGAUGAUAUAAAGGACCCAGCGAACCGUGAGCGACUGGAGUGGCAUGGGAUGCUAGCAGCAGUUUUGACCGGCGACGUUGUGAAGCAAGAGAAGAAGCGACUUAUUGGUACAUCUGAGUUAUCAGGUGGAAAAUCUACUUAUAAGGCCGAAUUGUGGCUCGGAAUCAGAGCGAAAAUGACGGGCCGGUCACUUGCUGUCCAACGAAGAAUAAUCGAAGAGGCGCGAGGAAACCUUGACCGGACUAUUGACGAGAUCACACGGUUUGAAGUGCAAGGCGAGACCGCUGCUGGUAAACCUGCCAUCGAACAGGUGAGGGACAUCGUUAAGAAAAUUGAGAAGUGUGAGAGUCUAUAUCCUUCUUGGCAAGCAAUGGGGAUCGCCCACCAGCAGGUCACGUCACAGUCGUUCCAGGAAGUUUACGAUGUCGUCAUGUCUUGGUAUAAUACUAACGAAAUGAUCAACACCGAAUUGUCAAUCCUUAAGAAAUGGGUGGGCAAUGAUGAUCUGGAUUUCCAGAGGACGAAGCAGAGGUCGCCAAGCACCAAUGGUUUAAGUGACGAAGCGUCAUUCCUAGACCGUCUUUUGAAAGAGGACGGCUUAAGAUCGUUGCACGAAGACGAUGAAACCGCAACGCAGGAGCAUGCCCUAAAAACCAAGUCGCUUAUCCGAAGAAGUAUGCUGACGCCGAUAUUGACCACGAUUGCUAAAGCUAAAGAGACCCUUAUCAUGAACUCUGCGGCCUUCCAUAAACGUCACCUUCCUCCUUAUAUCGAGGAGCUACUUACUCUUAUCAGCUUUCCAUCGCGAUUGAUCGAAGAAAUUAUCAAGGUUAGAGUUGCUUAUGCGCGGAAAAUGAAAGAGAAUACUCAGCAAACACCCAUUCUUCAAGACCAAAUGAUCUCACAAUUUGAGAUAUUACUGAAGCUUGCGAUUCGAAUCAAACAGGAGAAUCUUAUGGUGUCUCAACCCCAGCCCGGAUGGAACUUGCCUCCAUGUAUCGAUGAAUCGUUCGAUCAAGUUGUACUCGAUGCCUUGAAAUACUACUUCAAGAUGUUGAAUUGGAAGCUUAGCCGAAAUAAGAACACCUUCAAGGAGGCUGAGGUUCUGUUCCAAGAAUGGGAUUUUGCGAAUGAGGUCGGUCAGCACCUUGUUGGAGGUGAUAUAGAAGUCGCCGAGCAGUUCAGUAAUCUCACCUACAAAGCUCUAAACCGCUUGAGCCAGACGUUCGAGCGUGAGCUGCAGAAGAAGCCUAAGGAAAGCCCAGACGACAUGAGCAAGAGAUACACACAAAUGUUGGAUUCGGUGCGGGUUAGACAGAGAAUGUUACAACGGUUCUCACGGAUGUUAAGUGAGCAUUACGAAAACGCAUCAGAUAUGAGUAUCGCCCUUGGCGCCGAAGGUUUGAGAGCACUCUAUGAACGCUUAUCAGUUACUGGGCACUUCCUCGUCGACGAGGUGGACGGCGUUCAAAUCAUUGCAUCUCCAGCUCUCAUAGGUCGUGAUGAUGAAGUUCAAUCAAUACUACGAACUUGUUUUCAUGAGCGGAUCUCAGAAGACCCUACGGACCCUUACGUUUUAAUACUCCGCCCAGAGGCUCCAUUGCAUUGGUUUGGAAACCGGUUUCCUCAGGCCCUCAAUAUUGAAUCGACUGAUCUCAAGCUCGGCCAAAUGCGUCUAAUCGCAGAUGGAUCUCAAGAUCGAUUAGCGAACGCGAGGAAACUCUUCCUGGAGACAAUCGAUAUGCACCUCGAUCUUAUUGUAGAAGCACGCUCAAAUCUCCACAAAGUUAAUACUCGACUAUUCGAAAUUCGGAAGGUCGGCUUCAAGUUGUCUAACACGUUCAUGGACAGCGUUGAAAUCAUCCGGAAGCAAACAAAAGGGUUCGAUUGCCAGGAUCUGAUCCAGACAUGUUUCGUCUUUGCUACGGAAUUCGGCCAAAGAUCUCUUCUAUAUAUGGAUAGCAACCGGCGGCAGAUGAAUAAUAUGAAGCUCACCAAGCUUAGUUUGGACUGGGUUAGCUUCAUCUGCGAUGAUUGUAAGGUCACCGAUCGCAAGUCUUUCCGUUGGGCUGUACCCGCUCUGGAAUUUGCAAUGGGCAUGACGAGAGGUCGACAGAUUUUAGGACUUGGCGAUGACGAAUACGCAAAACUACGUGCCAAAGUAUCGGGGUGCAUGUCUCUCCUCAUUUCGCACUUUGAUAUUCUAGGCGCGAAGUCGAAUCAGGCCGCACAACUAGAGCGCGAGCGUAUCGAAGCUCUUGUUGGGCAAUUUAAGAGGUUCGAUAAGAACCGCAUGCUUGAUGAUGAGGAAGCCAUCAAGUAUAUUCAAGAGCAACGUCUGGCCCAACUCGCCCAAAUCGAUGAAGUCCAGCGACGAAAUAUUGAAGAGAGACAAGGACUUGGACGAGUUCUUGAGGUUUCCAACGAAGUCGAUCGGUCGUUGGCAUACUUAUCAUCUUCUGCCACGAACGUCACGAUGAGAUGGCAGCAAGGACAUUUCGUAGGUGGUGGUACGUUUGGUAACGUCUACGCUGCUAUGAACUUAGAUACGGGUCAUUUGAUGGCCGUUAAGGAGAUUCGACUACAGGACCCCAAAUUGAUACCACAAAUCGCAACGCAAAUCAAAGACGAGAUGGGUGUUUUGGAAGUCCUUAACCAUCCCAACGUGGUCUCUUAUCACGGUAUCGAAGUUCAUCGUGAUAGAGUCUAUAUAUUCAUGGAGUUUUGCUCGGGUGGUUCAUUGGCUGCUCUAUUAGAACAUGGUCGUAUCGAGGAUGAGCAAGUUGUCAUGGUAUAUGCACUACAACUUCUUGAGGGUCUAGCUUACCUGCAUGAAAGUGGCAUUGCUCACCGUGAUAUCAAGCCAGAAAAUAUCCUACUCGACCACAACGGAGUCAUUAAAUACGUUGACUUUGGCGCCGCUAAGGUUAUUGCACGACAAGGGCGCACUAUGGUACACGGCUUAGCUGCUACAAAACCUAAUAAGUCGAUGACAGGCACGCCCAUGUAUAUGUCGCCCGAAGUCAUUAAGGGCGAGAACCCAGGGCACGCUGGGGCUGUAGAUGUGUGGUCGCUCGGAUGUGUAAUCCUCGAAAUGGUUACGGGUCGUCGACCGUGGUCAAAUCUCGACAACGAGUGGGCGAUUAUGUAUAAUAUAGCCCAAGGCAACCCACCGCAACUCCCGAGUGCGGAUCAGUUGAGCGCCCAGGGCAUCGACUUCUUGAGCAAAUGUUUUGUUAGAGACCCAAAAAGAAGAGCAAGCGCUGUCGAAUUACUUCAACACGAAUGGAUCAUGUGUAUCCGCAACCAAGUCGUCGAGCCACCGACUCCAAGUGACACUAGCAGCAACUCUGCUCAGAGUACACCACAUGGUUUUUCAGGUGGGAGUAGGGGAAGUGGGGGUGGAGACGGCUUCUAUUAGGAAUAUGAGCCUGAAGGUUCGCCCUCAUUUCAAAUUUUAGAAACGAAGAAGGAUGGAACCUCGCCGUUCAGCGAAACGAUACUAACUAUACCUGGUGAUAACGCUGCCGUCCCGUUUCCAGCGUACGUAGACAGGGACUUCAACGCAAGUAACCGAGCGCUUCACCUUACCACUAUGCUAGCGGCACAAGAGUCCGCUAGAAGAGCUCACAUCCGGG
Molecule: messenger RNA, 4547 nt
Organism: Daldinia caldariorum
Lineage: Eukaryota; Fungi; Ascomycota; Sordariomycetes; Xylariales; Hypoxylaceae
Product: MAP kinase
Exons: 2
Coding region: 230-4330 (1366 amino acids)
Biological process (GO): protein phosphorylation; stress-activated MAPK cascade
Cellular component (GO): cytoplasm
Molecular function (GO): MAP kinase kinase kinase activity; ATP binding
Source: RefSeq, a predicted model, not a curated record